CGCUAACGCAAGUGUACGAGCACAUGGGGGGUCAAUGCUCAGGCGCUAACGCACACGUUAACACCGAGGCUGGAAGAGCUCAUCGGAAAGAGAUUCCAUCUUCUUCAUCGCUUUUCGCUGGUUGGUUGUCUUUUCGACGUUGCUCUCCACUCUUGCUCUGCCUCGCAGUCACCAACAACACGAUGAUGGUCCGUGUGCUCGGCCUGGUUGUACUCGUCGCUCUCGCUGGCGUCGCCUCGUGCGACUUUGUGCGGAAGCUUGGGGAAAAGCCUGGUACGCUGCGCUUACACGUCAUCAUAUGUCUGCUUGCUGUGAUGUUCAUGCACUCGUGCGUGCAGCUGAUGAGCCUGCGCCGGCCCAGUGCACGAAGCCCGCCUUCAGCACCCCAUUCGCGGACUUCAAAAAACUCAACAUCAAUGACAUCUUCGUGGCAGGGCCAAACAGCGUCGUCAACGCCACCCUCCCCGCGAGCAAGAUGAAGAAAAAAGAAAAGGUAACACACACGCAGGCGCGCAGGAGCCCACGCACACUCCGCACACUCAUGUGUGGAUGCACUCAUGCACAUGAUGCACGCGGGUGAUGUCCCUUUGCGUAUGUGCAGGGUGGUGAUAAGCCGAUGAAGCGUUGCGCUGCUCAUUCGCGUGGUGAUGAGCUGGCGACCCAGGAAGCGUACUUACUGGAAGAAGUCUGCACGGAUUGGUAAGCAUCUUGUCUCGACAUGGAAUGGCAGGCAUCAAGCGCAGCGCGUGUGAUGGUAUGGUGUGUGCUUUUGCUUCCUCUUCGAUCAGCUGGUGCUAUUCUGUCGGCGUGAUCGAAAUUUGUGGCUAUGCUUGCCUAGAGCUUUGGGACGACGGCGAGGUUUUCAUAGCUGUGUACGACUGCUAGGCUGGCACUCACAUACAGGCAUCACCCAUGAGAGAGUAGGGCGGUAGGUGGGUUUGAUUGAUAAGUUAGUCGGCUCAAAGAAGAGCGACUGACUGGUCGGCCCGCCGUGCGCACACAAAUACAGUGAGUGACUAAUUGAUGCUGUGUGUGUGGGGAUGUGUUGGGUUUAUAAUGAUUCACGAGCGUGUAUGUGUACGCGGGAUAGGAUGGCUUUUUUCGUUUCUUCGUUUGUCUUGAUGCUGUGUGUGUGCAUGCUGCGGAGACUGUCUGCACAUGGGCGAGUGGGCAAGAGCCUGUCGAUGUGGGUCAUCGGCAGCAUGCAUGCAUAUCGGAUGUGUCGAUCUGCGCUGAGUCAUAUUGACUGUCUCGUGUUGUCAUGGUGGCAUAGCCGGGAGGGAGAGAGUGUAUGGCUAUCUAUUACCUUUCACACAGCAAUUGUUUUUACCACGGCCACUCAUUCACUCAUUCACUCAUUCAGCUGGCAUGGCAUGGUGGUGCUGGUGACGGGACGUUUGGGUGGCAAUGUUUCAGUCUACUUGAGAGUGCGUGCAAUUCGUUCGAGUGCUGCCGCGCCAAAAUGAUGCGCCCCCACUUGUGGAUGUACGCACUUUCGAUGCGUGGAUGUCUUGUCUGCAUCCAUGAGGGACGGUAGUGAGGGCGCUGUUUCUGCCGCCCGACCACGCGCGUGUCUGGCUUUGUUUCCUUUGCCUUGGGUGUUUCCGUGCAUCCAUGUAUACAUUCUUCUAACCUUCAUUCGUCGGGUGUGCCUGUGGCUUAAGCUGGGAUUGGCUGAGUGGCAAGAGCAUUUUUUGUCCCUGUCGAGGUGUUGUGUGGCACACGCUGCUGUGCUCUUUUUCGUCGCUGAUGUGAUAUGGUUGCUGUGCUCUUUUUCGUCUGUGCGGUGGCGUUGCUUCUGUCACCUCUCGAUGCCUUCAUUCUGGUCCUCCCCUACGCUGAUGGGGGAGAGGGUGCCUUUGAUGUGACUCGAGUACCGUGUCAUGUGGAUGCAAUUAAUGGCAUUGAGGGUACUGAUGGGUGUUGUUGUCCUGCUUGUUGUGCUCUCACAUGUCGGCCCGCUGUCUGAUCUGUAUUUGUGUGUCUAGCUGAGAGCCUGUUUUUCGUCGCCCGCCCGACUAGUAAGCUACUAACUGUCUUGUAUAUUCAUGAAGCAGGUCGUAGGGAUCGAUAGUGACUCGCCCGUGUGCUGUGUAUGGAAAAUGGUGCUUAGUGUGGCUGGUGUGGCUGGUGUGGCUGUCGGCAACACAGUGAGGCUCGCUGGCUGAUCGCCUGAAUGUUUGUGGGACUUUCGCGGGACCCAAACCAAGAGACACAGUGGCCAAGAGACACAGUGAUUAGACAGUGAGACGUGAGACCAGUGAUAUAUACAUAUCGUGAAAGGGCUUGAAUGUGUGGCGCGAGAGCCGGCAGUGUUGAAAGAAGCAAAGCGCAAACGGAGCAAAGGCUGAGGAUCGACGUCUGUCUUCCGCCCAUUAAGCUUAUUUCAGAUUCACGCCUUCCUCUCUGCUUCAUCACAAGUUUGCCUGGCUGAGUGGAUCAGCCACAGGAGACAACAUACACGCAGCCCGGUGGGACACACAGGAAUUUUGCCUGAUGACUGAAGGACUGACUGAUUGACUGACUGACUACUUCUCGGCCCCGUCUCUGCUGGGCACUCGGGCACUUGCACACCGGGUGGGGCGGGUUGCCUUCUGUCCUGUCGUCUGCUGCCCUUAAACCAAUGUGACUUUCGUGAACAGCGAAGCCGUUGCCUUUGUUGGGUGGUGUCUGCGUCAUGUGAGACACUCAUCCGAUGACGCAGUUGUUCUCUCUCCUCUACAAGAAAGGGGCAUACUACAGAAACCGGGUGG
This is a messenger RNA of Vitrella brassicaformis, 2753 nucleotides long. The record is from the annotation of a GenBank genome assembly. Lineage: Eukaryota; Vitrellaceae.